This is a messenger RNA of Octopus sinensis (East Asian common octopus), 1259 nucleotides long. RefSeq lists its product as uncharacterized. Gene Ontology annotation, biological process: sterol biosynthetic process. Gene Ontology annotation, molecular function: sterol 24-C-methyltransferase activity. The transcript is spliced from 5 exons. Bases 281 to 922 code for a protein of 213 amino acids. Gene Ontology annotation, cellular component: endoplasmic reticulum. The record is from RefSeq and is a predicted model, not a curated record. Lineage: Eukaryota; Metazoa; Mollusca; Cephalopoda; Octopoda; Octopodidae.
GAAAAAGAUAAAGUUGUGUGGUUUAGCAGAAAAAAAUUAGUUGUCACGGAAUCAUCAUUAUGUAUUCUAACUAAAGUUCUGAUUAUUUAAGCAUAUGGUGACAUGUUGCUAAAUACUGGAUCCAUAUUAUGUAAAUAGGAGGAAUACCUGCCAGUAAGUAACCCAGCAAUUCCAGAGACUGUCAUUUAAUUUGGAACCUUCGUUUCUUGGAAACAUUUGCUUCUCUUGGAAAGCUAUUGACACAAGAAAUCACAACAGCUUUCAAUUCUAGAACUUCAAAAUGCUUAUAAACACAUUUACCAAAAAUUUGCGACAACCACAAAAAACCAUUGUUGGAAGAUUCACUAAGUAUUUUCUCAUAAGGAGGAAUAGAAGAUUAGAGAAAGCUGCAGUUGAACAUUGUAACAUUAAACCUGAUUAUAAUGUCCUUGAAGUUGGUUUUGGCCCUGGCUUGGGCCUAGAAGCAGCCUAUCAGAAGAUCAAAGGUGGCAAAGGGAAAUUACUUGGCCUCGACUUAUCGCCUUAUAUGCUGGAAAUAGCAGCUAAACGACUGAGUGAAGGCAUCAACAAUAAACAAGUGGAACUGCAUCUUGGAACUGUUAUGGAAAUGCCAUUUGAAACAAAUUCCCUUGAUCGGAUCUUUCACUGCAAUUGUUUUUAUUUUUGGCCUGAUUUUGACAAAUGUGUUCAAGAGCUGUAUCGUUGUUUAAAGCCAAACUCAUUAAUGAUAACGACAAUUAAUUAUGAAAAGAUAAAAUCUGCAAAUAAAUUAGGUCUAAUGAGAUAUGGCAAUAUUGAUGUGGAACAUUAUAUGAAUGUUCUUAGCAGGAAUAAAUUCGAAAUUGUAAACAUGAAGACUCACAAGAAUGAAAGCGAAGAAUAUCAGGCUAUUUCCGCUUUCACAGGAUCAAAAGAACAAUAAUUUAAUAUCCAAUUCAUGAAUUGAAGAUGAGGGGCUUAAGUAUGAGAAAAGUGGCCAGAACACAGUAGCUUUCUUGUCAGAGAGGCAGCAUGGCUAUUCACAUUUAUAAGAGGGGAUGGGCGUGAUCGGAUUGAGUUGGAGAAAUAUAAAAGAGUUGAUGAGGUGUUAGAGUUUAUCUGCAAGGUACAAUGUGGGUAAAAUGAGUGGGUGCCAUUUCUUAUUGGAGCAAUGAAUGAUUAUAUAAUGUCCUUACAGUGGUUCAGUAAAGCCUUAAAAUGCUGCCAAAUCAGAUGAGUUUAUGUAGUAAAUCAGGCAAACUAGCUAAUCAGAAGUCCAG